AUGACCAGGCCUCCGAGUAUUGCGCCUUCAGAAAAGUCAGUACCUCCUCCACCUGGCUCUACCAAAUCAGCCUCGGAGGACGUCGAAUCUGCGGCACCAUCAGAACCCGAACAGCCGCCUCAGUAUUCCAUAUAUACGACAUGGGAGAAACGGUCCAUCGUCCUGGGCUCUUGCUUGGCUGCAUUUUUCUCGCCCUUCACGGCUCAGAUCUAUCUACCCGCCCUAACAGCCCUGGCCCAGGACUUCAAUGUCUCUGACUCUGACAUGAACUUGACCUUGACCACCUACAUGAUAUUUCAGGCCAUUGUGCCCAUGUUCAUAGGGUCAUUAGCGGAUAACAGCGGCAGACGGCCAGCUUAUGUCAUCUGCUUCGUCGUUUACAUCGCUGCUAAUAUUGGUCUCGCAUUAUCGAAAAACUACGCGUCAUUGCUAAUAGUUCGGUGUUUGCAAUCCGCUGGAUCCAGCAGCACUGUCGCGCUCGCUUCAGCUGUUGUGGCUGACAUCGUCACUUCUGCGGAGAGAGGUCAGUACAUUGGGAUCACGGUGGUUCCUAUCGUUCUCGCGCCAGCUCUAGGACCAGUUCUCGGCGGUAUUCUUACCCAGUUUCUCGGCUGGAGGUCCAUCUUCUGGUUUCUCGCCAUACUGUCCGGCGUGUUUUUCGUUGCCCUGUUGCUUUUCUUCCCAGAGACUUGCCGGAAGAUCGUUGACGACGGUUCCAUUCGGCCACCAAAACUGUACCGAACUGGUUAUCAGUUACUCAAGGACUAUUUCAAGAAGAGAAAGGGAGAACGUGCUCCGGUGGGAAGAUCAACUACUGGAGGAACAUCGAUCACUUCUAGGCCGUCGCUCAAGUUUAAAAUCAACCCUUUCGGCUCACUCGUCCUACUUUUUGAGAAGGAACUUGGCCUGCUUCUCGGCUUCAGCGCUGUUGUCUUUGCCGGGUUUUACGCUAUAGCUGCCUCGAUGCCGACUCAGUUCGAGAGGCUGUACGGCUUUGACAGUUUGAAAGUCGGUCUCAUGUAUUUACCACUGGCCGGAGGCUCUGUUGUGGCUGGUUUCGUCGUUGGACCACUAAUCAACUGGAACUACCGUCGACACUGCAAGCGCCUAGGUAUUCCGUAUGACAAAUCCCGCCAACAAGACCUGUCUGAUUUUCCCAUCGAAAAGGCUCGCCUCGAGAUCGGCCUGCCUUUGCUGUAUCUCAGCUCGAUUUUGCUGCUAGUUUGGGGUUGGGUUCUUCACGCCGGCCCUCCUGUUGCCGUGCCCUGCGUGCUUCUCUUCCUAUUUGGCGUGGGAAUGAUUGGAUUCAAUAAUACGACCAACACUCUAAUCGUCGAUAUUCAUCCUGGGCGGGCCGGUACUGCGACAGCUGCGAAUAACUUCACUAGAUGCCUUCUUGGCGCCGCUGCGACAGCAGCCAUUCUGCCAAUGAUCAAUGGAAUGGGUGUCGGAUGGGCCUUUACUCUGCUAGCCCUGUUAUACAUUGUAUGCAGCCCCUCGUUGUUGGCAGUCAUGUAUUGGGGCGUCAAGUGGCGCAAGGCGGCGAAAGAGAAGGAGCUGAAGAAAAAGAGUGCGGCUUGA
Molecule: messenger RNA, 1581 nt
Organism: Colletotrichum truncatum
Lineage: Eukaryota; Fungi; Ascomycota; Sordariomycetes; Glomerellales; Glomerellaceae
Product: MFS multidrug transporter
Biological process (GO): transmembrane transport
Cellular component (GO): plasma membrane
Molecular function (GO): transmembrane transporter activity
Source: RefSeq, a predicted model, not a curated record